Molecule: messenger RNA, 2200 nt
Organism: Chaetomium fimeti
Lineage: Eukaryota; Fungi; Ascomycota; Sordariomycetes; Sordariales; Chaetomiaceae
Exons: 4
Coding region: 111-2039 (642 amino acids)
Source: RefSeq, a predicted model, not a curated record
UCUCGCUCAACCCAAAAGUGCUCCUCACUUUCCCACCUCCACUUCCUUCGCGCCAAAGCUCAACCGCAGCAAACGCCAACCAGCCAAACCCGCGUCAACAACAUCCAAAAAUGGCUGACGACGACUCUUCGGAGCUGUCUUCGAUUUCAUCGCUCUCAGAGCCACCUUCUGAUGAUGAAUCCGACAUUCAAUUGGAAGAGCGCCAUGGCAUCCUGAAAUUCUUCCACAAGGUCGACAAUAACCCGGCUCUGGAGCCCAAGGAGAAGACGCCGCCCCGACCAAAGCGGGAGCCUUCGCCACCGCACGAAUAUGUUUUGGCUGAUAACCCAGACAUUGCUUUCAUUGUCAUGUUCCGCGCCCGGUUUACCGAUGCUUUCCCAAAGAGCCUAGCGAAUUUCGGGCCUCAAGAGCUCGAGCGUGACGUUGUCGAUGCGAUUCCAGGCGAACGUGUCGAGCACUUCCUCUGCGCCCUUCUUAGCCUGCUCCUGAACCGCAAACAGGAUGUCAAGCCCGGACAUUACAACCGCGCGCUCGAGGAAGCUAUCCAGACGCAUAAAGGACAGUGGGCGAAGGACUGGGAUAGCCAGAACCCGGUUGCGGGGCAAGCGACCUUUGCCUCAAUGAACCCAGUACAAAGGCUCACCCUUCUCCGCACGUUGGUGCAAUGGACUCUUUCAUCUUCGGACGCGGUCAGAGCGACCAUUAGCCAGGCUUACAAAAACCGACACGACGACGAUCUCAACAUUCCUUUGAGCGUGCAACCGUGGGGCGGCGAUGGCGACAAACGGCGAUAUUUCCUGAUCGAGGGCAACGACGACACCUCAUUCCGCGUGUAUAGAGAGAGCAACCCGGCUGGCAUAAAUAGGACGUGGUGGAACGUUGCCGGGAGCAUCGAAGAUCUGAGGUUGCUCAGCGAGAAGCUCGAGACACAGGACCGCGGGCCGAAGGCGAAGGUGUUUGCCAAGAGGAUUUUAAAUAGCAUACCGCGAUUUGAGGCGACAGAGGAGAAAAGGCGGCGCAGAGAGUAUCGGCAAAUGCGCAAGGAACAGUUCAGGCGGCCGGAGCCUGGCUUCUCGCUCUACGAAGGGCGUACACGAGGGAAGCGGAUGAAGUACACAUAUUCCGACGAUGAGGCCGAUUUCUACUCAGACUCAACCAACCGCCGGUCGACCCGCAAUACCAGGCACCACACCCCGGCGGAGCCCAGCGGCCCGCUCACGACAGCCAGCGGCCGGCAGGUCAGAGCGCCAACUCGUUUGAACGCGGAAAACGCCAGCACCGGCGCGCCGAGCGCUUCCACGAGUGUGCAGGGAGACGGCGACGAUACGGAGAUGAGGCACACCACUCGCUCCGGGCGCCCCCAGAGGUCGGCUGCAGCCAACCACGGCUUGAACGGUUGGGCGGGCAAGAAGAGGAAGAGCGAGGAGUACGAGUCGGACGAGUCUGAAGAGGAGGGUAGCGAACCCGAUUUCGGCGACGACGAGGAGGAGGAGCACGUCCCGGACGAGUCAGAAGUCGACGAGGAGGAAUUUGAACAGGACGAGGCGUUGGAUGAGGACCUUGAUGAGGUUGAGAACCCUAGCUUCAUCUUCAAGUUCCCCAUCAGGGUCUCGUUUGAUGAGGACAGCAAGGUGCGACAGAUUCCUGGUCCGCCAGUCGUCGCCGAGAAACACAAGCAUGCCAGGGCAGCGCACCGGAAUGUUGUUGUCAGCGACGACUCCGAGGCCAGCAGCGCCAGCCCCGAGCAGCCUAUCGUCACGGAACCGGAGCCACCCGCCGCCGACGUCAUUGCGGUUGCGACGAAGCGCGCGACCACUCCCGAUCCUACUGGAGCACAACCCAAAGUCGACGCCGGCAACUCAGCUGAGCCGGCGGAGAAGGCCGAGACUGCUGUUGACCAACCUACGACCGAUGCAGGCGAGAUUAUCAAGUCGCCCCCGACACCCUCGAGCGAGAAGGCGACGUCCCUGGCUCUUAGGGGGAGCCCGGAGGUCGCCAAAUCGACUCCUCGGGCUGUUGAUAGCACCCCGGUAGAGUGAUGGGCUGCCAGAGAGACUGCUAGAUUAUUUUAUGAUGUUGCUAUGAGAAGGGAGUUUGGUGCUAUGGCAAGACAUGAAAGGCGCAGCUGGUAUGCUAUUUAGGCGGUCGGUCUGUCACGGCAAAGGGUGCUUCUGGACGCUGCAGAGUGGUAAAAAGCGGG